AUGACCGCCAGUCUGCUCCCUACUUUUGCUGUUUCGGCCCCUGGAAAGGUCAUUAUCUUUGGCGAGCAUGCUGCCGUUUAUAACAAGCCAGCAAUUGCUGCAGCUCUCUCGCUUAGAACUUACCUCUAUGUAACUCCAAAUGACUUGGCUACUGACAAUGUUAUUCGUCUCGAAUUCCCAGACGUCGGCCUCAAGUUUGAGUGUCCUACUGCUUCUUUACCCUGGCAUUUGGUCCAGAAACUUGACGAUACCCCUCCUGGAUCUCGUCCUUCAUCAGCAUCCUCCUCUUCCACUUCGUCUACAGCUGCAGCCCAAUCUCUUGACGAGCUCAAUCUUGACGAGCAUAUUGUCUCCGAGCUUCACAAUAUUCUCAAACCCAAGACUACAAACUCCUUUCAAUACGCUGCUCUUCUCGCCUUUUUCUAUCUUUAUCUACAUAUCUGCGACCCUUCUACCCCAGCUCAUACUUUUGUAACCAAGUCAACUUUACCCGUGGGUGCUGGUCUCGGCUCUUCUGCAACUUAUGCAGUAUGUCUUUCAACGGCAUUUCUGACGUUGACCCAACAGCUCUCCAUUCCUACUGUUGAGGAAGAACCCCCCCUAAGCCGCGCACCUACACACGAAGACAAAAACAACAUUGAAAAUGUGUUUGAAAAAGCAGCAUCUGACCUGUUGUCAACCCCACCAAUCACCCCUACUUUAGAGUCUUCUUCUUCUUCUUCCUCCAACAAAAUUGAUGGUUCUUCAACUUCUCCUUCUGCCACAACCGAUGCCACAGUCACAGAGGCUGCCCGAGCCACGGCUGCAGCUGCUUUGGCCUCCACCACCUCAGUCCUUUGUUUGGGCAAUGCCGACCACGACCUCAUCAACAAGUGGUCUUACAUUGGUGAAAAGUGUUUGCACGGGAACCCCUCGGGUAUUGAUAAUACCGUAGCAUGUCGCGGCGGCGCUGUCUUGUUCCAACGUCCCUCGACCCUCAUCCCCAUGAAGCGCUUCCCCGCACUCAAGCUGUUGCUGACCAAUACCAAGCACCCCCGCCGCACUAAGGAUCUUGUUGCGCGCGUUGGCGACCUUUAUGAAACAUUUCAAAGCGGUACACAGUCCAUUUUGGACGCUAUUGAGCAUGUCACACAAGAGGCAUUUGUUCUUUUGGGGUCUGCUGAACGCACCUCAGAAACGAGUCACACUGAUGUUUCUGGUAGCAACACUCCUUCCAAAAAAACGGGUCUUGCGCUACCUGUUAAAACUGUGGGCGAAAGCCCUGACGCUGUUAAGCGUCUUUUGCAACUUAUCCGCAUUAAUCAUGGUCUUCUUGUGUCACUUGGCGUGUCACACCCUAAACUUGAAAAAGUCAAAUCUAUUGGCGACCAGCUGCAUAUUGGUGAGACUAAGCUUACAGGGGCUGGCGGCGGUGGCUGUGCCAUUACCCUAUUACAUGUUGAUGAUGUGGAAAAUGAUACCGAGAGUGCUGCGGCUACAAUCGACGAGCGGCUCGAUGAGUUUCGUGCUCGUUUGGAAAAUACCAAAAAUGGCUUUGAAAUUUUUGAAACGGUGCUGGGCGGGCCCGGCGUUGGAUUGGCGACUGGACUAGAUGUGGCACACUUUUCACAUGACGAGUUUUUGAGUCUUAACCGUGCCCAACUUGAAGGUUUUGAUUGGAAAUAUUGGGGAUGA
Molecule: messenger RNA, 1674 nt
Organism: Magnusiomyces paraingens
Lineage: Eukaryota; Fungi; Ascomycota; Dipodascomycetes; Dipodascales; Dipodascaceae
Exons: 1
Coding region: 1-1674 (557 amino acids)
Biological process (GO): ergosterol biosynthetic process; isoprenoid biosynthetic process
Cellular component (GO): cytoplasm
Molecular function (GO): ATP binding; mevalonate kinase activity
Source: RefSeq, a predicted model, not a curated record